Molecule: messenger RNA, 442 nt
Organism: Colletotrichum destructivum
Lineage: Eukaryota; Fungi; Ascomycota; Sordariomycetes; Glomerellales; Glomerellaceae
Exons: 3
Coding region: 241-384 (47 amino acids)
Source: RefSeq, a predicted model, not a curated record
GCUCUGAGCAACCAUUCCCACUCGGUUUGAGAUUGGACUCGCUAUAGGCAACCUUCAUUCCAGCCUCGAUCACUCUUUUCACCAAUGAUAGGGCCUCGGCCAUGAGGUCACACCGAUCAUCCCGUCAGGCUCAAUGGGUUGAGCAACAGUUACCGAUUGCCUACCAGGGCCAGGAAGAUCUCAAACGAGAGCUCGACCGGAUCUUUGGCAGAAACAAGCACCAAAUCAAAGAGGUUAAAUAUGACCAUUACCACCUCAUCCUGCCUCGGGCACUUCGACAUGAAGAAAUCGAGACAAUCAAAGAGAACAUCGCGACGCACUAUGCUACACAAGGGGAGGGUUGGUGAUAGGAUAGACGAUGAUAUGACUAGGAGGGGUCGGUAGGGAUACGCAGGAGUGGCUUCGUCAACGUGGUCGCAUGUCCUCAAUAGCAAGUACAUCU